Microtus ochrogaster (prairie vole) is the source of this 1405-nucleotide messenger RNA. It is a transcript of the gene Abitram, whose product is annotated as actin binding transcription modulator. Lineage: Eukaryota; Metazoa; Chordata; Mammalia; Rodentia; Cricetidae. Gene Ontology annotation, molecular function: actin filament binding; actin monomer binding. Gene Ontology annotation, biological process: dendrite morphogenesis; regulation of actin filament polymerization; regulation of filopodium assembly. The record is from RefSeq and is a predicted model, not a curated record. Gene Ontology annotation, cellular component: filopodium tip; dendrite; nucleus.
GGGAGAGAAAGGAGACUGACGAGGUGCGCGCAUGCGCACGACGCUACCACGCGGGACGUAAUCUCCCUCUGGCCUGGACCCGGAGAAUGGAAGAGCUCGAGAGCGGAGAGGGGGGGUUGGCAGGGCCAGAGGUAGCCAUGGCUACCGAACCCGCGGCGCCCUCCCUUGUGGAUCGAUACUUUACUCGCUGGUAUAAAGCGGAUGUUAAAGGAAAACCCUGUGAGGACCACUGUAUACUACAGCACUCCAACCGAAUAUGUGUCAUCACACUGGCAGGAUCUCAUCCCGUUCUUCAAAGUGGCAAAACCAUUAAAAGUAUCUCCUAUCAGAUCAGUACCAACUGUAGCAGACUUCAGAACAAAGUGUCUGGGAAAUUUAAGCGGGGGGCACAGUUUCUAACAGAACUCGCACCUCUGUGUAAGAUAUACUGCUCCGAUGGAGAAGAAUAUACCAUAUCUAGCUGUGUUAGAGGUCGGCUGAUGGAGGUGAAUGAAAAUAUUCUUCAUAAGCCGUCUCUUCUCCAAGAAAAGCCAUCCACUGAAGGCUACAUUGCAGUUGUGUUACCGAAAUUUGAAGAAAGUAAGAGCGUAACAGAAGGGUUACUGACACAGCAACAGUACGAAGAGGUCGUGAUAAAGCGGAAUAAUGCCACAGCCACGCCGUGAGCCUAGAGGUGGAGAGACAGCAUAGGAUGCUCACCCUCCCUGGACCCAACCAUCAGUGCCCUGGAGAGAGCCAGUGCAUGAGAAGCAUUCCUCACACCGGCCGAGGGAGCAGCCCAAUCCUGCUCUUACCUAACUCCCCUCCUUUGUCUGACUAUCCCAAGCCUUGGUCCCUGUUUGUAGUCCAUCUCUACAUCUGCCUGGCCCAGGUACUUGCUUUGUGUGGGGGCAAGUACAAUUGUGGGCGUUCACUUGAAUAUGUAUGUCAGAAAACAACUUUGGAUGCUUUUUUACCUUUUGUUAGACAGUCUCUCUUUGACUUGGAACUUUGCCAGAUAGCUCAUGUCCUUCCAGGGAGACACCCAUCACCUCUGCUUUCUGUCUUGGAAGGUGCACACACCAUGGCCAAGUUUUAUAUGGGCCAGAAAACCCAAACUCAGGUCUUCAUGUGUUCAUGAUAUAUUACUUUUCAGUUGCUGUGAUAAAAUACUGUAACCAAAAGCAACGUCACAAGAGUAUUUGGGUUUGUAGUUCCAGAGGACUUGAUGUCCAUCCUAGUGGGGAAAAACAGUAGCUAGAACAAGCAGAGAGUGGACUGGAAGCAGGGUGAGGUUAUUAACUGUCCCUGUUGAUGUAAUUUCCCCAGCUAGAUUUCCUGUCCUAAAAGUUCUACCAACUGAAGACCAACUGUUCAAAUACAUGUCCAUGGGUGUUACUUUUUUUCUUAUCAAUCUACAACAUUG